This is a messenger RNA of Rhinolophus ferrumequinum (greater horseshoe bat), 2684 nucleotides long. RefSeq names its product acyl-CoA oxidase 2 (gene ACOX2). Gene Ontology annotation, molecular function: fatty acid binding; FAD binding. The transcript has 15 exons. The record is from RefSeq and is a predicted model, not a curated record. NCBI's taxonomy places the organism in Eukaryota, Metazoa, Chordata, Mammalia, Chiroptera, Rhinolophidae. Gene Ontology annotation, biological process: fatty acid beta-oxidation using acyl-CoA oxidase; very long-chain fatty acid metabolic process; lipid homeostasis. Gene Ontology annotation, cellular component: peroxisome. Bases 360 to 2405 code for a protein of 681 amino acids.
UAAUCUUCACAGCAGUCCUCCCAGGGCCGCCUGGUGCUGGGCACGACACCCUUGCAUCCACUUGAGGGAGACAGGAGGGCAGAAGAGAACAUGCAGGGAACGCAGCAGGGGACAGCUGAGAGCUGAGAGAACAGCCAGGCAGGGCCGCCUCUCGAGGGGAGGAGAAAGGGGCUGGGCCACCCACAAGCAGCCCAGGCCUACAGCUAGAGAGGCCAGGCCAGGCCUACAGUGGCGACGAAGGACAGAGACUGCAGUUGACUACGGGUAGCUGCAACUAUGGGAAGCAAAACCACAAAUAAGGGGAAACUCCUCACUCUCUCCUCACUCUCUCCUCAAACGCCAGGCCAAUCCAGGCGAGGAUGGACCGCCCAGUGCACCGAGUGUCGAUGGGGGAUCCCUGGAGCAGGCAAGUGCACCCCGACAUAGCGAGCGAGAGGUACACACAGUCCUUUGAUGUGGAACGACUCACCAACAUCCUGGACGGAGGCGCCCAGAACACUACUCUCCGGAGGAAAGUUGAGAGCAUCAUCCACGGCGACCCAGUGUUUAACCUGAAGGAUAAUUAUUUCAUGAGCCAGAAUGAGCGCUAUGAGGCCAGCAUUCAGAAGAAAUUCCACAUCCAGAAACUAGCAGAGCGCCUGGGCUGGUUGGAAGACAGUCGUGAAUUACAUUACGCUUCCAGAACCCUUUCUGGAGACCUGGCCUUAGGGUUACACCACAUCUUCGUGAAAGCGCUCAGGAGCCUGGGCUCGGACGAGCAGAUUGCCAAAUGGGCCCCGCUCUGCAACAAGUUCCAGAUCAUCGCAACGUAUGCCCAGACAGAACUGGGACAUGGGACGUAUCUUCAGGGCCUGGAGACUGAAGCCACCUACGAUGCAGAUACCCAGGAGUUUGUGCUGCACAGCCCCUCGAUAACUGCCAUCAAAUGGUGGCCGGGUGACUUGGGACGGUCGGCCACCCACGCUCUGGUCCAGGCCCAGCUGAUGUGCUCCGGAGCCCGGCGGGGGAUGCACGCCUUCAUCGUGCCCAUCCGGAGCCUCCAGGACCACACCCCCCUGCCAGGAAUCACCGUUGGAGACAUUGGGCCCAAGAUGGACUUUGAGCAAACGGACAACGGCUUCCUGCGGCUGGACCAUGUGCGGGUCCCCAGGGAGAAUAUGCUGAGUCGCUUUGCACAGGUCUUGCCAGAUGGCACCUACAUCAAGCUUGGGACACCACAGAGCAACUACCUUUCCAUGGUGGUGACGCGGGUGGAGCUGCUUCUGGGCGAGAUCACACCGCUGCUGCAGAAGGCCUGUGUCAUCGCCAUUCGCUACUCAGUCAUACGCCGCCAGUCCCAGCUCCGGCCCAGUGGCCCAGAGGCAAAAGUCCUGGACUACCAGACACAGCAGCAGAAACUCUUUCCUCAGCUGGCCACGGCCUAUGCAUUCCAUUUCCUGGCGAACAACCUCUUGGAAUUCUUCCAUCGCUCCUACAGUGCCAUCCUGAACAGAGAUUUCAGCCUCCUGCCUGAGCUACACGCACUGAGCUCAGGUGCAAAGGCCAUGGUAGCAGACUUCUGCACCCAGGGGGCUGAGCUGUGUCGCAGAGCCUGCGGCGGGCACGGCUACUCAAAGCUGAGCGGCCUGCCAUCACUGGUCACCAGAGUGACGGCCUCCUGCACCUACGAGGGUGAGAACACUGUGCUGUACCUGCAGACGGCCAGGUUUUUGAUAAAGAGCUACCUGCAGGCCCAGGCAUCCCCAGGCUCCACACUGCAGAAGUCUUUCCCUCAGUCUGUUGCGUACCUGACCGCACCUGACCUGGCCAGAUGCCCAGCACACAGGGCAGCGGACUUCCUUCACCCAGAACUCUACACCAGGGCCUGGGCACACGUGGCAGUCAGGCUCAUACAGGACUCAGUGCAUCAUUUACAGACCCUGCAGCAGUCUGGGGCUGAGCAGCACGAGGCAUGGAACCAGACCACCGUCAUACACCUCCAGGCAGCUAAGGCACACUGCUACUAUGUCACUGUGAAGAGUUUCACAGAAGCUCUGGAGAAACUAGCAAACGAACCAGCAAUUCAGCAGGCACUCAAACGUCUCUGUGAUCUCUACGCUUUGCAUGGCAUCCUGUCUAACGCGGGCGACUUUCUCCAUGAUGGCUUCCUGUCUGGGGCCCAAGUGGACAUGGUGAGAACAGCCUACCUAGACCUGCUCCGCCUCAUCCGGAAGGAUGCCAUCUCAUUAACUGACGCUUUCGACUUCACGGAUCAGUGUUUAAAUUCAGCACUUGGCUGUUACGAUGGAAAUGUCUACGAACGUCUGUUCCAUUGGGCUCAGAAGUCACCAACCAAUACCCAGGGGAACCCUGCCUACGAGAAAUAUAUAAGACCACUAUUACAAAGCUGGAGACCCAAGCUCUGAAAUAAUCAACAGCGUUCAAGAAGCAUUACUAUGUGAUAAUGCUAGUAUGGCAUAUACAUCAUUAUAAUUUUAAAGUACACAUGUAUGUAGUUUUGAAAGAAUUAUUAUCUUUUAGAGAUAUGGUCUGAAGUGAAUGAAAUACUGUGAUUUACUUUCAAAUAAUCCAUGGGAGGAAAAGAAGCGAAUGAAUAGUUGUUGAUGUUGGUGAACGGGUACAUGGGUGUUGACAAUCUAUGAGUAUGUUUGAAAUUUCCCACAAUAAAACACCGUUGCACUAUC